Didymosphaeria variabile is the source of this 663-nucleotide messenger RNA. RefSeq lists its product as uncharacterized. The coding region runs from base 1 to 663 and encodes 220 amino acids. The transcript has 3 exons. Lineage: Eukaryota; Fungi; Ascomycota; Dothideomycetes; Pleosporales; Didymosphaeriaceae. The record is from RefSeq and is a predicted model, not a curated record.
AUGAACACUUUCACUCUCCUCUUGGCUGCCGCCUCGGCGGUUAGCGCUCACUACACAUUGCCAAUCGUCAACGGUGCGCCCGCCUGGACCGCUGUCCGACAAGCCAAGAACUGGCAGAACAACGGUUUCGUCGGCGACGUGACAAGCAGCGAUAUCCGCUGCAACCAGCUCAACCCCGGCAACGAGACCGUCACUGUCGCGGCCGGAUCAAACGUCAAAGUCAACGUCAAUCCGAACGCCUACCACCCCGGCCCCUUCCAGUCCUACCUUGCCAAGGUGCCCGAAGGCCAGGAUGUGAACACGUGGGACCCAACUGGGGCUGUCUGGUUCCGCAUCUACGCGGAGCAACCUAAGUUUGGAUCGUCAUUGACGUGGCUGAGCGCCGCCAACUACGACAUCAAGAUCCCCUCCUGCAUUGCUCCAGGAAAGUAUCUGAUGCGCAACGAGCAAAUCGCUUUACACGUCGCCCAGAGCUCCGGCGGAGCCCAGUUCUACCUCAGCUGCGCUCAGAUCGAGGUUACUGGCGGUGGUUCCAAGGCCGCUACGGACCUGGUGGCCUUCCCGGGUGCCUACAAGGCUAGUGACCCUGGAAUUUUGAUUAACAUCAACUACCCGGUUCCUACCAGCUAUACCAACCCUGGACCUGCUACUUUCACUUGUUAG